This is a messenger RNA of Pseudoliparis swirei, 1617 nucleotides long. RefSeq lists its product as uncharacterized. The record is from RefSeq and is a predicted model, not a curated record. Bases 262 to 972 code for a protein of 236 amino acids. The transcript has 6 exons. Lineage: Eukaryota; Metazoa; Chordata; Actinopteri; Perciformes; Liparidae.
AGAAGGAGAAGAAGAAGAAGAAGAAGAAGAAGAAGAAGAAGAAGAAGAAGAAGAAGAAGAAGAAGAAGAAGAAGAAGAAGAAGAAGAGAGGCGUAGCCCACUAGAGUCUGUGGCCGUCUACAAGUGUUUGUGAGAGUUCGGGUCUCUUUUCUCGGAGGUUAUUCGUGCGCCGGUUUCACGUAGAUGGCUUAAAACGAGUUUAUUUAUAACCCUGGACGGUGAACGCGCUGGGCUUUAAGUCGUCAACAAGUAACGGCAGAAAUGCGUUUACUCUGCAUGCUGGUGCUGAUGUCAUGCGACUUCUCCCUGGGCUACCCCGUUCCUGUAGAUAUCGUCAUCGUGCAGGUCCAGCAGCGGCGGGUGGUGGGUGCUCAGCAGGUCGUGGAGCAGGUCCUUCUCAAUGGGGUCUCUCUUACUGGCAAAAGCCAGGAAGUUGAUGGCAUCAUCCAGACCAUGUCAGCGGAUCCAUUUCUUCCAACUCUUGUCAGUUUUAACCAGACUUCAGUUAUGAGAAACCACACUGUCCUUCGUUCUCGUGAAUGCAUACUGGAGGGGUCUCAGCUGCACUGGGCCGACCGUGUGUUCUAUGAUGGGAAGGUCUAUCUGACUCUGGACCACACCGGCACGUGGAGGGCCCACGGACCGGAAGCGCUGGCUUUCAAAGCGGUGUGGGACCGGGAGGAGCCGAGCACACAGACGGAGAGCACCCACCUGCGGGAGGGCUGCAUCAAUCUGAUGAGAGAACUGAUGCUUUCGGAGGAGCCGUCAGUUCCAGGAAUUUCCGUGCCUCAGUUUGUGAUGCCAAUCUUGGCGUUCCUGGUAUUUACAGGACUCAUCAUAAUCAGCCUCCGCCUCGCCAAAAAGCAUGGUUUGAGGCACCCUGGAGGUGUAAUUGGCUCCAUCGUACAUUACCCUACAGACAUGUCUGAAACGACUACAGACCCAAAGGGCAGCGGCUACAGGAGCUUGUAGUUCAAAGCUGUGGAACCGGGUCCCGUUUGAGCUUUCUACUCCCGUCCUCCUGCUGACGGUCCACUUUCUGAUUUACCACUCCCUCGUCCCGUGGACAGCGUUGCUCCAUGAAUGUAACCAAAAUGUUGCUACAGCACCAAAAGCCACCAUAUGUAACACGUGUGGUCCAGAUUCCAAACAGCAUUAUUUUAUGCACUUUAAUUCAUGGAUCACAUGUAUAUACUUAUUAAUUGAAUACGCACCAAGAAAUGUCAACAUGUUCACUGCCUGCAGCAAUGUACAAGCUUAUUUUUGCACAACGGAUGAUAUUUUCUCGACUAAGCUAUUCAAUUCAACAACUUAUGUGGAAAUGUAUAAAAUAAACUUUCUAUUUCAAGUGUGUACAGUAUAUAAUGCAUGACAGAUGAUCUCUGCUGAGUCGAAUGUUAUGUUAUGCCACUGAUGGACCAAUCACGCUGAAUACUGAAUGGACCACUGUAAGUGGGUCCAGUUCUCCAAAGAGGUGGACCACGCUGUGUUGUUGUGGUGUUUGUUUGAGAUGCCAUCCUUAUGGUUCUCAUAUUUCUUAGUGAUACUGUCUCCAGUGUGAAAUUCUAAGUGAAUUUUUGUGGUGAAUAAAUAAUAUAGACUAUCAACACAAACUUG